AUGGAUCGCGACAAGGAACAGACAAACAAGGAGGCCUGCCGUCUCCGAGAAUUGUUCCGAGGGAGGUUUGACCAAGACACAGCUGUCAAGCUUAUCACAGAGCUUGGAGGGUUGCUUCCGGCAACGGAUUUUAUUUUCAAUGAGAAAGAGGAAGAUGUUAGCAAAUUCUUAAAACAGAGCACCACAUACCUUCAGAGUUUGAGAGAGGAUUCAAAGAAAGUAGCUUCUUUACUAGAGAACAAAAUAGAAGACUCUGUGAGACAGUUUGUCUGUGGAGACUGUAAGCGCAGCUGGUGGAAGAGAGUUCCUCUCAGAAAAGAGGUAUCCAGAUGCAGAAGGUGUAAAGUUCGGUAUGACCCCGUACCUAGAGAGCAUGAGACAGGACUUGGCUCCUUUAAAUGUAUCUGUGGAAAUGAAUUUACGGGUUAUGCCUGUAUGGGAGAAACACUCAGUGAAUGCUACGAAUGUGGCGCCCAAGUUCCGGUUGAUCACAUGGUACCACCACGCAGAAACCGCCAACGAAGGACUAAACAACCACAUUCAUGCAAUGGUGUCAAUUGUUUCAACUCUAGCCACAAUCAUGGUCAGAACUUCACCGGUUUAGCCCAGUUUGGAUCACACGCAGGAGCAGAUUUAGACCGAUACUCAACUUCAUCAGACAUACCGAUUAUGAUAGGAAGUGAACCUAGUGUACUAGGGGGCAGACCAAGGAUACCAAGGAUACAAAAUAACACACAUGUUCAAGGCAACUUUGAGCCAGCUGAUCCUGGGCCAGUUUGUGUGCACCCCAAGUCACAAAAAAAGCCAAUCAAAUAUGUUAGCAAAAAACAUAGAAGUACAGGCUCAACUGUGUCAACAUUCCUGUCACAGAACAGCAUUGAGACACAGUCCAUUAGCGUGGUGUCUGAAUUGUAUUCAAUAGAUGAAUAA
Molecule: messenger RNA, 930 nt
Organism: Candidula unifasciata
Lineage: Eukaryota; Metazoa; Mollusca; Gastropoda; Stylommatophora; Geomitridae
Source: the annotation of a GenBank genome assembly